This is a messenger RNA of Rattus norvegicus (Norway rat), 7885 nucleotides long. NCBI's taxonomy places the organism in Eukaryota, Metazoa, Chordata, Mammalia, Rodentia, Muridae. The record is from RefSeq and is a predicted model, not a curated record.
AGUCCUCGUGGUAGUCGCACCUCUCUUCUGGGCCUAGUCUGACACAGAAAGAGCUAUGUACUCCAUCUGCUCAGAUUGCCUGGCGAGAGCACCAGGCUUUGACCCGCGGGUGCGGUAUACCAGUGGGGCAGCCAGGUACCACCGAGAAGUCUCUCAGGCGCGGUCCUGCAGGAGUGCCUCCCACUCGCGUGGGAGUCCCUGCCUUGGGCCGGUGUUUUCCUAUAUAUUUCGACCAAUCGCAGGCGUCUUUUCCUCCUUUCUUUUUAGGAAGGCGCCGGGUGUGCAGCACUAACCGCUGCGUGGAGGGGAUCCUCUGGCGCUGUCUCCUUGUGGGUCUUCACUGACUCCCUCCCUCUCUCUCUCAACUUUGCGUUCAAGUCGUGAUCUAAGGUUUGGGUGCUUUGCUGGGACCCCGCCCGGACUCUCUAGGCGAAGGUUUGAGGAGUUCUGAGGUGGGUGGAGAAUGGGCUUGGCCGGAACUGAAUCGGUUGAGGUAAAAGGGGAACGCAGGAGCUUCAGCGCUGGCCACUUCGCCCCGGAGAAGCCGCUGUAUUUUUAGCACAGGGAAGGCUGCAGUGGGAGGAUUCUUUUUAGGAAGUCGGCUCCACCGCCCCGAUUCGGGGCUUGGAUGCUUGAAAGCUUUGUUUCCCUUGUUCUGAGGGUGGCCCAGCUGGGUCUAAAUCGACUCCCUCCCUUUUUCGUUUUCCCCAUCCUUUUCCAGCCUGGAGAAAACAGGGAGGUGGGGGACCAAGGAAGAGAAGGCUAAAGCGCGUUACCAGGCGCGCUGUCAGACAUGGGCGGGUGCAAGGGGAACAGCUGCCUUGAGAUCAGCUCUGGAGUAUGAGUCUCUGAGAGGACUGCGUGAGCUCCGGACACUUCAGGAGUCCUCGGCUAGAGGCAUAGGCGAUAUGGAUAAAUUCAUAAACAACAUGGAUGUCCGAAUUAAAACAGAAAGUGAUUCGAUGGAGGUAUUCAAACAGGUCACUGGCCCUGUUCCAACCAGAGAUCCUUCUGUGAGAGGAGACAGAAGGAAUAUGACUUCUCCACCAUUCCUGGCUGCCAGCCCAAUGGAGAACCCAGCUCUGUUUAAUGACAUCAAGAUUGAGCCUCCAGAAGAGCUCCUGGAGAGUGAUUUCAACACGCCCCAGGUGGAACCAGUUGAUCUCUCCUUUCACAAACCGAAGGCUCCGCUCCAGCCUGCUAGCAUGCUGCAAGCUCCAAUCCGCCCUCCCAAGCCACCGACUGCACCUCAAGCCAUUAUGGUGUCUACUUCAGCUGACACAGUCACUUCAGCAGCCAUUCCUACUGUUCUCACUCCAGGCUCUAUCCUGGCCUCCUCUCAGGGGACCGGUGGCCAGCCGAUUUUACAUGUGAUCCACACCAUCCCCUCAGUCAGUUUGCCAAAUAAGAUGAGUGGACUAAAGACAAUCCCGCUGGUGGUUCAGUCUUUGCCGAUGGUCUAUACAAGUUUGCCUGCAGAUGGGAGCCCUGCAGCCAUUACUGUCCCACUUAUUGGAGGAGAUGGCAAAAGUGCUGGAUCAGUCAAAGUUGACCCCGCCUCCAUGUGUCCACUGGAGUUUCCAAGUGAUAGUGAUGAGAGUGCAAUUGAGAGUGGCUCUUCAGCCUUACAGAGUCUGCAGGGAUUUCAUCAUGAACCAGCGACAAUGGUCCACAUGCAGGGAGAAGAAUCUCUUGACUUAAAGAGAAGACGGAUUCAUCAGUGUGACUUUGCAGGAUGCAGCAAAGUGUACACCAAAAGCUCUCACCUGAAAGCUCACCGCAGAAUCCAUACAGGAGAGAAGCCUUACAAGUGCACCUGGGACGGCUGUUCCUGGAAAUUUGCUCGCUCGGAUGAGCUUACUCGCCAUUUCCGUAAGCACACAGGCAUCAAGCCGUUCCGGUGCACAGACUGCAACCGCAGUUUUUCUCGAUCUGACCACUUGUCCCUCCACCGCCGGCGUCAUGACACCAUGUGAAUAUCACAGGCGACAGCAGACGCGCUGCACCAGUCUCCUAAGUGUGUGCUGAAGUUGUAACUAUGUUUGCCUCUUUGACUACAACUUGCCCCACGUGAUUGGGGUUCGAACAGCUUACUGAGCCAGGUUAAUGAGACUGGAAAACAAGUUAGCUGAUCUCCCAUGCGGCUCUUCAUAUUCCGCUUUCACCUCUCCACUGUCCAGACUUCAGUUUUUGCAACCUCUUCCUGGGUUGAAUUCUAGUGCGGCGCCCAUGGCUGCCCUCCCUGAUCCCUCAUGCUAUAUUAUAGACAUUUUUCCUACAAUAACAAACAAAACAGGAAUCAAACUCAAGGCUGUGAACAAACAUCCGCUGCUCCCCCCACCCCCAGUUUUCUCUUGUUUUCAAAAACCAGUACUUAAUGUCACUUAGCAAUGUCCUAAAAUGAGGGGUAUUUUCAAAGUUGUAGCUACAAGGGGCAUAACAGUAGAGUUGGUUGAUCAAAUUUACAGAAACUUGAGUCUGAAAUACAGUCUCAAGCUAACCAUGAAGGUUUUGUAGAUCCAGUUUUACUUGUUCUUAACAGUUUGGUUUACAGGCAGUGCCAGCCCUCCUUUUGAAGUUCAUCAAAAGCAAUGAAGGGAUUCCUUGACCUCCUUUUCCUCCUCAUGCUCCUUUAGAGUGAAAGGUUUUAUGGCACAAUUCCAUUCUUUUUAGGUUAUGUUUGGACAAAUAUUCAAAGCACAGAAAGAAAGAUCAGUAGGGAGAAAUAUUCUAGGAAAAUAUGUGGGCAAUGACAGGCAAGAGCAGACCUGGGAGCACCCUGUGAACAAUUACAUGGAUAAGGUGUUAGAACUGCUGUUAGUCCCAAACCUCAUUCAGAGGGCAGCCUGUUGAGACAGCACUUUCGAUGGGCUACACUGUACUGUUUAUUCUUUUGUUUACAUAAAACAACCAUUCAGCGUAUUACCUGAUGAGAAAUUGCACACUGAGCACGUUAUAGAGAGGUGAGGGGUUGCACUAAAGAAUUUUGUUUACUUCAUGCCAUUUUGGGCAUUCAUUCUUCCGCUUCUAAUGGGAAGGAAAGGUUUUCUUUCUGACACUAACAUAUAGAAAGCAUUUUGAUGUUUUACAACUGUUAUUAAUACCCAAGCCAUUUAUUUUAUUUAGACAUAACAGCAGGAUGCAUAAUAUACAUUUGGUUGCCCAGUCAGACUGUUCAUAAUAUUCUCUGGGGCAUAAAACCUUCUGUUCCUGGCCCUGGACCUCAUAUCUACCUCCUCGUGGCAUAUUUCCUCUCCUGGGGAGAAAGGAGAGGGGCUUUGUAUUGGUAGGAUUGGACGCAGCCUCUCGCCUAAAGGUUUUCUUCAUACGAAACCUUUAUUUCUUGGCAGAUAUUCAAAAUGUUCUGGCUUGAACACUUUAGGUUACUACCUCCUGUGGCUGUACUAACUAAAACCUAGAAUUCUACCAUUCAGAAGGGGUCCUGUCUACUUCUACCCAUCCCUCACGUUUUACAGAUGAGGCAAAUACGGGUCAGAUUCUUUCUCCAGAUAAUUCCUUGAGGCCUUAUAGACCUGUAUACUCCUUCUCCCAGGGAUCACACUAGUAAACCAAAUUAAAGAAAAAAAGUUAUGUGAUUGGUUGCAAUAUUUGUCCAAUUUUAUGUUAUACUUCAGAAAACUUAAGUCACUUAAAAUUCAUAUAUAUUUGGUGACAAAGUAAGUAGGGCGCGCUUAUGGUCAUGGCCACUUAACACCGGGCACAUAGUGUUUCAAGUCUCAUUUUUGAUAACUCUAGAUUUGUUUUAAUUUACCUUGUUUCAGUGUCUUUCCAGAGCAUAAAUUCUCCGUAAGUUAAGGCCUGCAUGUACUUUUCAACAUAACAUGUAGGUUUUAUUAUUACCACUUUCGUAAGGGAUUUUUCCUGACUCUGGGGGUACAAGUUCCAGGCUGUAUACUAAUUAAGCACCCAUCAACAUCUAGGGCUAGCCUACUGAUGGGGACCACAGUGUAAGACAGAUGUAUUACUACCACACGUGGGCUUAUGCUUGCAAUCGAGUAGUUGGUACAAUAUUAUAGAACAGAGUCCAAAGGGUUGUGUCCUUUUGUUCCACUUUGGAUCCUAAAUUUGUUUUCCAGAGUUUGGAAUUGGCACAUGCCCCUUAGACUUCAGGAUAUGGAGACAUGUUUAUUAAGGAGCACUAUGAAAUUAUAGUACUCAUAAGGGUGAUCAAAUGAGGAUCCCGGAUACUGAUGUUCCUAGCAUCUCUGAGCCUUUAUUCACGUAUGUUUCUGCAGAGUCAUAAUAGACUCUGCAAAUGCUUUGUACAUUGUCUUUAGCCAAGAACCAAUUCUAACCAUAUUCUCUUUGCUCUUUUUGUCCCCAAAUGGCAAAAAUCUUUCCAGUUACAAACAUAAUCUUUACAACUGUGUCAUGAUUAAGAGAACUUCGCAGAGUAAAAUGAACACAAACACAGUACAGUGCAGAAUUACUGCACUAAAAGCACAUAAAAGUUUGCUAGUCAGUGGAAUAGGAAGGAAACCAUUGCAUCUCUCUUGGUUAACAUCUGAGAUUUAACUAAGUGUAAUGGGCUUACAAUGCCCAAAGACUGCUAGGAUGACAUUUGCCUAGGAUAGGGACAUUUUGUAAGGAUGGAUAAUAUUCAGGAGUUUAUUGUAGUGGAGUUUCUCCUUCAGUAGACAUCUGGCAACUGAACAGAAUCAUUGAGAAUUGCCAUUGUAAAGUGUAAGAAAUGUAAACUGGUUUGAUGGAUUAGUGGAGUUCAUUAUGUACAAACCCACAAAUGUCUGUAGAGAAUUUCUUUUUAAAUAAACUUUAUAUGUUGUAGCUCUUUUUUGAGAUUUUCAGGAGAAUGUGAAGGUAGAACAGAGUUCCUGUUUACUCCACAUUUUACAUUAGUUUGGUACACUUCUUACAAUUAGGGAUGCAUUAAUAUUAACUGCAAUCCAUGCUUUAGUUGACUACCUUGGCUUUUAUCUGCUGUUCUUUUUUUCUGUUUUAAUAUCUCCUUCAAAAUACAACAUUGUAUUAAUAAUCACAGCUCCUUAGUCUCCUCAUUGUGAUAGUUUCUUGGAGUUCUUUGUUCUCAAGGACCUUGGAGUAUGUUCUUCAGUUGUGAUUUGAUACUCUUCUCAUCAAAAUUUUCUCAUAAAAAAUCUAGGUUAAUGAAAGUCAGGCAUGGUGACAUAUAUUUUCCUUUUAAUCCCAGCACUUGGGAGGCAAAGGCAGGUGGAUUUCUGAGUUCGAGACUAGCCUGGCCUACAGAGUGAGUUCCAGGACAGCCAGGGCUACACAGAGAAACCCUGUCUCAGAAAACAUUAACCCAACCUUCAUAGGUUAAUGGAUUUUGGUCCAAACAACCACAUGAGUGAGUUACUAUUUUUAUAAUGUCAUAUUUCUGUGAGUUAUUCUUCAUAUUAUCCUUAGUCACAUGACUAAGAUAGUGUAUAUGAGAUUUCUCCCCUAUACCCUUUUUCCUAUCAUACUGAAAUCUUUGGAAGGAAGUUACCAUGCUCAGUCCACACAUAGAGAAGUGGUGAGCUAUGCACAUGUACUUGAGAGCAAGUGUGCAUAUGAUUAUUUUGGAAUUCUUCUGCAUGGGAGCUUUGCCUCCUCUCCAUUUGUUUACUUGCAUAAUUGUUUAUUUUUUCAACAUGGAUCACUGAUAUUUAUUUUAUAGUUUUUCUUAUAAUCCAAUGCAACUUUUAUUUUUGUUGCCCAAAUUGUAGUUUUAAAUGUUUGGAGUGAUUUUUAAUUGACUCUGAAGUCUUUUUUUUUUUUACAAACCCCAUCUUUUUUUCAGCAUGUAGUUAAUUUUUGGUGUUGCAAGAUGUUCCAGGCUUAUCUUGCUUUUGUUUUAUGGAGGACAAUUCUAUAAUCAGGCAUUUUGUCAAUAAGUUCUAAGUUCUUUUACUAAAGAAUUUUAUCAGAAACCAAGAUAUAGAUACUAUAUAUGUUUGCUAUUUUGGGGAUAUUAUUUCUUCAAGUCCUUCUCAGUCAGUAGAACAAAAAAUAUAUGCAUAUAUUAAGUUUUUAAUAUAUGCACAUGUCUAUAAACAUUUCCACAUAAUCAUCUUUGUGAUGAUUUAUGAGUUUAUAUUAUGUCCUCAAUCCUUAUCUGUAUAUCUUUCCAUUCUAUCAGCAAGAACCAUAGCUCCAUCUUCUGCCAUUUAUUAAUUGAUGACAUCCAUGUUAAUGCUAAUGAAGUACAUAUUAACAGUGUCUUACGUGUUAUGCUGUAUACCCACAAGAAAAAUCAAUCAACUAGAACCCGGUGCUUAUAUACAUGACAGGAACCUUUUUAGAACUUCAACUCUGAAACAAAAUGAUCUACAAGAUUCUUGAAUUAGCGAUAAUCUGUAUUCUCAAUUCUAUCCUAGUCCCCCAAUGCUUUCUCAUCCAUGUAACAAACCAUCGGUGAUUGACCUAGCCUUGCAUAAGACAAGAGAACAUGUUGAUCCUCCAUAGUAUGUUAAUUCCUAUAUAAAGGAUCAAAGAGAAAGCAGCUGCCUGGGUCUAAUUUGAAGAAACACUUAGCACUGUCUUUUUCUCUGCUGAAAAUGGAUCUCUAACAACUGGGAAGUACUCUGAUUUGCUUCUCUUCUGUAUUUUCCCCAGUUUUUAGGCAAGUCAUAUCACCUCUCUGUGCCUCUAUUAACCCAUCUCGAAAUGGGGAUCCACAUAUCUACCUCACAGGAGUGUUGUGAGGCUUAUUAAUAGAUGUUUUAAAAAUGUAAUCUCUAAAUGAGUAAGAAAGUAUUAUAAUCAUUGCUAUGAUGAUAAUUAGAGUACCCUAUAUGCAUCCUAAGGAAAAGGAGAUUAGCCUCAUUGUUAGUAAACAGCUAAAAUUAAGUCAAUAAAAGAUCAAUGAAGAGUGGCCACUGGAAGCAAGAUUAUUUGUUCUGUUACCCUCACUUUCCCUGUAUUCUCUAAGUAGGAUUAUCAACUGUCUGUUUCCAGACUCAAAACAUAUGAGGUUCUAAAACAGUAGGAGGCAAAGUACAUUGUCAUUUUCAAAUUCUGUUUUUUCUCCCUUUCUUACUCUGGUUGGACUACAUUACGUAGAACUUUGUCAGAAGCACAAAGACAAUUUCUCAAAGGGUUUCAGUCUUUGAUCAGUUCUGUUCUAUCAGUUAAAAUUUCUCUUUCUGCGCGUACUGUACAUUGAACAGUCAAGGUAGGAGGGGAGUGGGUGGGAUGGUUGGGUUGGGCGUGGACUGUGAGAGAAGGGAAAUUACUUUCCAUUUCACUUUCCAUUUCUUUUUUUCUGGUGGCGGGUUUGGGGCAAGGGAAGAGAUACUAUUUUGUUAACAAAUUCUUCUUCCCUUCCAGUAGAUGUUUCCUGGGGUCAGUACAAAUAGCUGUGUUGGACCUUACUUUUAUAACUAUGUUGUAUACAGUGUUGUUUUCAUUGUAUUUCUGAAUAAAGGGGGAAGAAAGUCUCUAGUGUUGGCCAUCCCUGUUUUUGACAGGAGGUCACAGCAGGAGAGCAGCACCCGAAGCUGACUCUUUUUAUGGUGGGGAAAGGAGCCUGCAGUGAAGGGAUUUAUUGGAUUUUUGUCAUUCUUUAAAGAAGUUAUAAAGCAGUAUAUUACGCAUUAGUCUCUAUGACUCUUCUGUUUGUGCCUCCUUAUUUUAAUAGUGCUUUAGAGCAGCACCUAUUUUCACUCCAUUUUAUACUUGUUCCUGUUGAGGUGUGGUGUUGAGCAAUCUCUCAUAUACAAGUCUUCAUGUACCUGAAGAGAAUUGCCUCAGUAAGCAUGGCUAUCCAGAGCUUACUCUGAUGUAGCUCAGUGGGGCACUCCCAUUGCAGCUUCCAGGCCAGGCUGUGUGCUUGAGUACUAAGCAAUCUUGUUCUGUCUGAUUACUGUACUUUUUUAAUAAUAAAAAUAUUUUAAACCAGAAA